UUUCUUGGAUAUAGAACACUUACAAAUACAAUAGCACACACCCGAAAAGUGAAAACGCAGACAAAUGGCCAGCUCAAUUCUCCUUUCUAAUUCCUUCUCUAGCAUUUCCCAGUUUCCCGGACGUCCCAAGUUCAUCUUCUGCAAUCCCAAACUCAAUCGUACCGUAACACCCAUUAACAGUUAUUCUAAUAUAGGUUUUUUGAAGGACACCCAAUUACUGCCUUCAAACUGUUUGAGGAAAAGCCGCAGGGUAUUUGUUGUCGGAGAAUCCGAUACGAGUGUUUCCAAGGAUGUUCUGGUGGGGGAGGAUUCAGCAAAUUUCGACUUAGCGAAGCAAAAAAUUACUUCUUGGAUUUACUUCACUGGGGUUUUGGGGGUUGUGCUUUUCAUUCUUGAUGUUGCUUGGCUUGACAAUUCUACUGGAUUUGGUAAAGUUUUCAUCGAUUCUGUUUCGAGCGUUUCUGACAGCCCCGAGGUUGCAAUGUUCCUGCUUACGCUUAUUUUUGCCGUUGUACAUAGUGGCUUGGCUAGUCUUAGAGACCCAGGCGAAAAACUGAUUGGAGAGCGUGCUUUUCGCGUGUUAUUUGCUGGAACGUCUCUUCCGCUGGCCGUUAGUACAAUUGUGUAUUUCAUCAACCAUAGAUAUGAUGGUGCUCAGUUAUGGCAGCUACAGAAUGUUCCGGUGUUGCAUCAUCUACUGUGGGUCACUAAUUUCGUUUCCUUCUUCUUUCUCUAUCCAUCAACCUUUAAUUUGUUAGAGGUAGCAGCUGUCGAUAAGCCUAAGAUGCACCUCUGGGAAAGUGGAAUCAUGAGAAUCACCAGGCAUCCACAGUUGGUUGGACAGGUGAUGUGGUGUGUGGCUCACACAAUCUGGAUUGGUAACUCUGUAGCCGUAGCAGCAUCAGUUGGGCUAAUCGGGCACCAUCUGUUUGGUGCUUGGAAUGGAGAUAGGAGGUUGGCGAUUAGAUACGGUGAAGCCUUUGAGGUUGUAAAGAGUCGAACAAGCAUCCUUCCGUUUGCAGCCAUCCUUGACGGUCGUCAAAAAUUGCCGAAAGAUUAUUACAAGGAGUUCAUAAGGUUACCAUAUCUAACCAUUACUGGAUUAACUCUAGGAGCCUACUUUGCUCAUCCACUGAUGCAGGCUGCUAGUUUCAGGCUUCAUUGGUAGUUUAGACUUCAGAUCUUUGUACCCAACACUGAAUACCUAUUUUGAGGUGAAAUAUAAGAUGGUCAACACGUAUACUAAUAGUGACAUCAGUUUGUUAGCUUCUUUAUAAUCAACAUGUUCAUAGGAAAAUCAUUUGUUACAGAGCUGGAAUAACACCUUGAGAGCAUCAAUAUUUCCCU
Messenger RNA from Cynara cardunculus var. scolymus (artichoke), 1347 nucleotides. RefSeq names its product 15-cis-zeta-carotene isomerase, chloroplastic. Lineage: Eukaryota; Viridiplantae; Streptophyta; Magnoliopsida; Asterales; Asteraceae. The transcript is spliced from 4 exons. The record is from RefSeq and is a predicted model, not a curated record. The coding region runs from base 65 to 1168 and encodes 367 amino acids. Gene Ontology annotation, molecular function: 9,15,9'-tri-cis-zeta-carotene isomerase activity. Gene Ontology annotation, biological process: carotene biosynthetic process. Gene Ontology annotation, cellular component: chloroplast.